AUGGUUAGGGCGGAUGCAUCCGUCAACAUUAAGGUGCUCCAAAAUGCCACGGCCGCACACUUUGGGUUCAGGCCGACGUACAGGAGGGUCUGGCUUGCGAAGCAGAAGGCUGUUGUCGUCAUCUAUGGUGACUGGGAUAAGUCGUACAACGAGCUCCCCAGGUGGGUGUUGGGAGUCCAGUUGACCAUGUCUGGAACUGUUGCAGUGCUGAGGACUAGCCCUGUUCGAGUUGGGGGACAGUUGGACGAGUCUCAGGCUUACUUUCACAGGCUGUUCUGGACGUUCCCACUUUGUGUCGAGGACGGGAACUCCAAUAUACUCCAUGUUGCAUUUGCAUUAGUCGAUGGUGAGAAUGCUGAGUCACGGUCCUUCUUUCUCUCGCACCUGCGUCAGCAUGUGACCCCGCAGCCAGAGCUGCUAGUUAUUUCGGACAGGCAUAACGGCAUCAAGGCCGCACUUGAGGCUCCUGACGGGGGAUGGCUACCUCCGGCUGCAUACCGAGCAUUCUGCAUUCGACACGUAGCUGCAAAUUUUGCCCUUACCUUCAAGGGCAAAGACGCCAGGAGGCUUCUUGUCAACGCCGCAUAUGCUAAGACCGAAGUCGAGUUUGAUUACUGGUUUGACAUUUUGCGCUCUGAGAAUCCGGCGAUGUGUGACUGGGCGAACCGGAUUGAGUAUUCAUUGUGGACACAGAAUUGUGAUGAGGGGCGCAGAUUCGGGCACAUGACGACCAAUAUAUCCGAGUGUGUGAACUCAAUCCUGAAGGGUGUCAGAAACCUCCCUGUGUGCUCCCUGGUGAAGGCCAUAUAUGGACGUUUGGCGGAGCUAUUUGUCCGCAAGGGGAAGGAGGCCGAGGCCCAGCUGGAGACGACUCCGACUGGUUCGUUCUCACUGGGUAGCUACCGGGUCUCCCUUGGUUCACAGACAUGUGACUGUGGAUACUUUCAGGCACUUCAUUACCCGUGUCCGCACGUAUUGGCAUGCUGCGCCUACUCACGGAUUACUUGGCAGCCAUACGUUCACCAGGUGUAUCGUCUUUGUUCGGUCUCCAGUGUGUAUCAGAUGGGAUUCUCACCUCCCAUUCCGGAGGGUUUCUGGCCACCAUAUGCCGGUCCGACCGUUAUACCGGACCCGAACAAGAGGCGUGCGAGGGAUGGUCGUCCGAGGUCCACUCGGAUACGGACCAAUAUGGAUGAGGCAGAUCCGAAUCGGCCCAAGAGAUAUGGUCUCUGUCGGCAACCAGGACACACCCGUCGGAGCUGUCCACAGGCCGGUUGA
Molecule: messenger RNA, 1278 nt
Organism: Arachis ipaensis
Lineage: Eukaryota; Viridiplantae; Streptophyta; Magnoliopsida; Fabales; Fabaceae
Source: RefSeq, a predicted model, not a curated record